AUGGUGCGCGAGAGCAAGGCGCUGGGCAGCGCUGGGCAUGAGGCAGCGCUGACGGGUGCGGUUGGCGGGGCUCGCAGCGCUGGCAUGUGGCGUGUGGCUGAGCGGUGCGGGGUGCUGGCGGUUGGCGGGUGGGCUGGGCGGGGCGUGGCUGGGCGGGGCGUGUCUGGGCGGGGUGGCAGCGCUGGCGGGGGCGUGGCUGGGUGGUCUUGGCGGCUGGCAGCGCUGGCAGCGCUGGUGUGGCUGGGCGGGCUUGGCGGGCUGGCAGCGCUGGCAGCGCUGGCGUGGCUGGGCCGGCUGAGCGGGCUGGCAUGUGCGCUGACGGGGGUGGCUGGCAGCGCUGGGCGGGUGCGGGUGGCGGUGUUGGCAGCGCUGACGGGGUGGGCUGCGGUUGGCGGGUGGGCUGGGCGGUUCAGGGUGUGCGGCGUUGACGGUUGCGUGGCUGGGCGGGGUGGCUGGCAGCGCUGGCGUGUGGCGGUGUGGCUGGGCAGGCUUAGCGGGUGCGCUGAGCGGGCUGGCAGCGCUGACGGGAGUGGCUGGCGGAGGUGCUGGCAGCGCUGGCGGGUGGCAGCGCUGACGGGUGCGUGGCUGGGCGGGCUGGGCGGUUUGGCAGCGCUGGCGGGUGGCAGCGCUGACGGGGGCGUGGCAGGGCGGGCUGGCGCGUAG
Messenger RNA from Salvia miltiorrhiza (redroot sage), 663 nucleotides. RefSeq lists its product as uncharacterized. Lineage: Eukaryota; Viridiplantae; Streptophyta; Magnoliopsida; Lamiales; Lamiaceae. The transcript has a single exon. The record is from RefSeq and is a predicted model, not a curated record. Bases 1 to 663 code for a protein of 220 amino acids.